AGCAUUUUCUAUCUCUAUUCAAUUUGCACAUGCAAGAAGUCGUUUUUAAAUAAUUUAUUUUUUAUUGGAAUACAAUACAAAUUGAAACAAGAAUAUUUUUUUCUUUACCAAAGACUUCUGAACCACCCUGCCGAACGGAAAAUAAAUAUAUAUAAUAUGUGAAGUUCACAUUGUGAACAUUAUGUUUCAAUUCUAUAGUCUGCCUGAAUAAACAGCAAAAUCUCGGAACCUGUAAAAACUAGAAAAAUCAGACUGGUAAUGAAUUUUAGGUAUCUCGUAUUCGGUGCACCAGAAUUCAGCGAUUUUUCUCGUUUUAAAAUGUUCAAACAGGUUGGGCGACAUCAUUUGCAUUUUGUUUCCUCUACUCUAUUCUGUAUUUCAACUAUUUAGAUUCCAAACUCAGUUUGUUUGAACUAGUAAAGCAAAUAGCAUCGGAUCAUGCCGCAAGCUAAUCUAAGCUUAAGUCCUCACGACCAGCAAGUGCUAGAUUCCAUCUUCAAUCCCCUCGAGCUAAGCAGCAUCAAUACGCAAGGAUCAGUGCCCGCGGAAAACGAACUGAAGGAUGUGGAACCGGACAACGAAGCCAUCAGAGCUUCCAGGGACCUGGAGCUUAAAGCAAUUGACUUAUCUGAAAGGGGGGAGAUAGAUAAAGCCCUUGAUCUAUUCAGACAAGCACUAGAUUUGGCUGACAGAGCUUCUGUGCUGAAUAAUCGUGCUCAAACACUUCGUCUGGCAAAACGGGAUGAAGAGGCCCUAGAUGACUUGCACAGAGCUCUGCAAAUGGCCAAUGAUCAGCAAAUCCGCACCAAAUGCCACGCCCACUGUCAGCGAGGAGUGUUAUAUCGAAAACUGGAUAAUUUGGAUGCCGCACGUGCUGAUUUCGAGGCAGCAGCACAGUUGGGCAGUAAAUUUGCCAGGGAGCAGCUGGUAGAAAUCAAUCCAUUUGCGGCACUCUGCAAUCAAAUGCUUCGCCAGGCCUUCGAUCAGCUCAAGUAGGAUGUGAUGUUCAUAGUUCGGUUUUUAUGAAAUAUCAAGGCAUUUUCAAAAUAAAUUAAUUGUUCAGACUAA
Messenger RNA from Drosophila elegans, 1068 nucleotides. Its product is annotated as tetratricopeptide repeat protein 36 homolog. Gene Ontology annotation, biological process: cilium assembly. Gene Ontology annotation, molecular function: protein binding. The record is from RefSeq and is a predicted model, not a curated record. NCBI's taxonomy places the organism in Eukaryota, Metazoa, Arthropoda, Insecta, Diptera, Drosophilidae. The transcript is spliced from 3 exons. Bases 439 to 996 code for a protein of 185 amino acids.